This is a messenger RNA of Aphis gossypii (cotton aphid), 3753 nucleotides long. Its product is annotated as M-phase inducer phosphatase-like. NCBI's taxonomy places the organism in Eukaryota, Metazoa, Arthropoda, Insecta, Hemiptera, Aphididae. Gene Ontology annotation, cellular component: nucleus. Gene Ontology annotation, molecular function: nucleic acid binding; exonuclease activity. The record is from RefSeq and is a predicted model, not a curated record.
UAACACACACCGUCAAGCGCCGGCUGCUCUCUCCUGUCAUUCGUUCGCCCGGUACCGUCUUGGCCGUGUCGCGCGAUCAACUCUCUCCGUCCGUGUGCCGUGCGCGUGUGUUCGUAGUAAUAAUAAUAAUAAAAGUGCUGUGUGCGUCCGUUACCCGCGCGCGUCGUACCGUUUCCCGCCAGUGAUUUUAUUUUAUUAUUAUUUUAUCAUAAUUUUUUCCGUACAUUUUGUGUUUAUUAUACUGCCCAUAUCAUCGUCUUGUGAUACUUAACUCGCGUCCACAGUUUUUAACUUUUGACGACGCUCGAGCGUAUACAAUUUUAAUACCACGUGACGCGUGUACUUGUCAUACGGUUAUGAUAUUGAGUGACUAUAAUAUUAUAUAUUAUUGUUUACGGACUAAAUCAAUUGAUCUCUUUUAUUAUUUUUUUUCAACCGCCGGUUGUGUAUCGUUUUUUUUUUUAAAUGCUCAUGGACCGCCACUCACGUUUGCGACGACAGUGCGUACCGAAGCCGAACAUUACAAUAAUCGUGUUACGACAGUAGCGUUUUAAUAAUUUGUGAAUGAACUAAGUACAGCGUGCGACGACGAGUGCGAUCGCGACAACGACGUCGACGACAACGACAUGUUCAUAGUCAUGACCACGUGUUUCCUCCUCAGUUACUUGGUGCAGAUCGCGUCCAGCAUCGCGUUGACGGCCAACACCUUGAUGGAUGAUUGGGGCCUCCGUAAGUCCGGUUCUACAGUCUCCUCGGAAAUGGAAAACUUUGAGAGACCCCCGAACGGCGAAAACGGUUUUGCGCCUCCCGGAUUUAUUAUCGUUUUGGUAUUUCUUUUUUCCGUGGGAACACUAUAUGCAACACUUUAUCACACCUAUUACCACGUCAAUGGUGCGGUCGCAAACUCCCGCGUAGCUAAACAUCGACACCAACAGCAGCAGUCGACCACCGUGUCUGCAAAACGAUCGAAAACCAAACAGCAGGUAUGUGUUAAAAACGACAACCCGAACACAGAAAACUCGGUAAAUGUGAGUACAUCGAGCAAGAUUUCCAAUAAGACCGCACCGGUUAACAAAUCAAAACCGCCGUCGGCGCCACCAUCGCCCAAAAAGAAACAUAAAUCUGGAGCAGCAGUAACUUCGGUUACUGUUGUAGAGCUAUCAGAUUAUGAUAAUUUUUCAGGAAGCUAUCUAUAUCAUGACCACAACGAUGGCGACGAAGACAGUUUUAACAAAAACGAAGACUAUUGUAAUGACGAAAACUGUAGUAAUAAUGACGAUGACGACGACAGUAGCCAUCUAUUCCAGCAUCAGCAACACAGGAUGAAUCGCCGACCAUCGUCGUCUUUGUCAUCGUCAUCGUUGUCGUCUUUGUCUUCGUCUUCGUCAUCGUCUUCGUUUUCGUCAUCGUCUUUGUCAUCAUCAUCGCCGUCUUGCAAAAACCUCGUCAAACAGAAUCGUCAGUCGAAUGGUAAAAAGUCAUCGGCGAAGUCCAAAAGCGGUAUCCAAGUGGAAACGUCGUCCGGAACAAGUGUGUCACCUUCACAUGAACACACUGUGGCACAAAAUGAAUUAGUGUUAGCGCAAGCGGUGGCGGCGUCUACGACGACACCAUUACCGCGCUUUGAAAAUCCGACUACAGCUGUUGGCAUUGAAAAAAAAAUCAUCAUAAAAGAGGUCGUCAAGAAAUCGACAGCGGAACAGUUGGAUAGGAUUGCGGAACAAACAAUCCCGAAGAAGGAAGACCGAAAUAAUAAUAUCAUCGUCAACAAUAAUAAUGAAAAAAAUGAUGAUUAUUUUGGAAACAUGUCCAAGAAACCGGGAAAAAGGUCACGAAGACGACAUAAAAAGAAUAAACCACAAUUGUUGGAUGAGAAGACGGCGCCAAUAAAGACUGAGAAGAACACGGUCGAAGAAAAAUCGAAAAAUGUUAACGGAGAGUCUGUUGGACAAGACAAGAUUGAGAAUUUAGACAUGCCACUUGCAGUACUGUCAUCGCCGACUCCGUCACCUUUCGAGGAUAGUUUAUGGGGUACUUUAAAGUGGAAUGACAGUACCAUAUGGAAUUAUGUGCAUAUGUCACAUUACUUAUUGACCCCCCUCCAGCUGCUUGCUAACGGGUUUCCGAUAAAUUUUAAGGCGGAAGCAGGGUGUGCGGAUUUCUAUCGGCAGAACAAUAGACGAAGUAGACUUAAUCCCGUUGCAAAAGAGUUUUUAUUGAAUAACCAAAAAUGUUUGUCGACAGCCCCGCCACCUACCCCUCAAAACCUCGCCAAUGAUAAGGAUGCUAAUAACGGAUCGCCAAACCAAAAACGAAAGAGAAGAAGGCACAAAAAACAACAGUUAUCACCCAGCGAUCACGUUCCGUGCGCUCGCUGCACUUCGUUUUUCAAUGUUAAAAAUGAGACUCGUUCCGCAAAGCCUGGUCGUUGCACUUACCACUACGGCAAGUUGAAGUUCUACGACCCUCUUACUAUGCUGAGUGCGUACAGUUGCUGCAAUGGCAGUCGGGAGUCUAAGGGUUGCACUCAAGCCAGCCGGCACGUGUGGAAUGGUUUUAAAAAUGGCUAUAAUCUACAAGUUAAGAAUUUCAAGACGACCGCAUACUCGACAUUACCCAUAGACCUGGAUUAUAAAGAGGGUAAAGAACCAAACAAGCACCGCAUGUACGCCUUAGAUUGUGAGAUGUGCUACACCGAGUGUGGUUUGGAGGUGACCAAGGUGACGAUGGUGGACAUCCGCGGAAAAGUCGUGUACGACACGCUAGUCAAGCCCGACCGGCCGAUAAUUGAUUACAACACCCGGUUCAGCGGUAUCACCGAAGACGACUUCGUGAAAAAUCCAUCCAAGACGCUGGACCAGGUCCGCAGUGACUUAAUGCGGAAUAUUGGUGAUAAUACGAUACUCGUCGGUCAUGGACUAAACACUGAUCUUGUGGUACUUCGCUUAGUUCACAAUGUUGUGGUGGACACGUCUACGCUGUUCGUGAAUCCGAACUCGACCGCCGGCCCUUACAAAAUGUCACUCAAAUCGCUGGCUUCCCGAUUACUAAAGCGCGAGAUUCAAAUUGCUUAUGGCCACGACAGUAUUGAGGACGCCCGGGCCGCCAUGGACCUGGUCUUGUACAAAAUCUGCCGUGAAACUCUAAACAGUAAAAACCGUAAAUAGCAGCAGGUCGCUCUGCGCCCGUUUGAGCGCAGACUCCAUCUCAAUCUGGUCUCACUGCUGCACCCCACACCUCACUUUGUCGUUGUUCCUAUUAAUUAUAUUCAUACAUAUUGUUUAUGUCGUUAUUAUAAUCAUGCAUGCGUACAUACGUAAAAUCAACUAUACAUUUUUAUAUCGUCGAGUAUUACGUUUAUUGUAUAUAAAAUGUUUAUAAUAUUGAUGUAGGUACGCGUGUGUAUAAUAAUAUUAUUAUGAUAAUAUGAUGUAUUCAUUUUUUUUCCUAUUUUUUUUUUUUUUUUUUUUUAAAAAAUGAUAACUUUUUAUACGAUUCAUUUUCACACACGUCUUGACACUGUGAUAAAUUGAUCGACGAGCGAUCCGUUCUGUUUACGGUGAUCCCGCUCGAUCUAAUGACUGAAUGAUACGUCAACCCCCCCCUCCCCUUCCCCAACCACAAAUCUCCUUCCCCAUGCUUUUUGUACUUAUAAAAUAAUAAUAAAAUGUAUGUACAAACAUUUCUCACUUUUUUUAUAUAUAUAUAUGUAUAAUAUAUUAUAUUAUAUAUUAUAUUAUUUGAUUUAAAAGA